Peronospora belbahrii is the source of this 549-nucleotide messenger RNA. The record is from the annotation of a GenBank genome assembly. NCBI's taxonomy places the organism in Eukaryota, Oomycota, Peronosporomycetes, Peronosporales, Peronosporaceae.
AUGGACGUGGCACUAAGCGAGAGUCUGCGGCGAGGGAACCCAGUGGUAUUUUUUGACGUUUCUAUUGGGGGUGCACCUAUUGGUCGCCUGCGUCUAGAGCUGUUUAAGAAGGACUGCCCGCGCACAGUUGAAAACUUCAGACAAUUCUGUACAGGUGAAUACAGGAAAUCUGAGCUACCGGUUGGCUACAAGGGAUCUACGUUUCACCGUGUUAUCAAAGACUUCAUGGUACAAGGUGGCGACUUUUUAAAGGGCGAUGGCACCGGUCGGAUCAGCAUCUACGGCGAUAAGUUUGAGGAUGAAAACUUCAUCCACAAGCACACGGAGCCAGGACUGUUGUCGAUGGCAAACAGCGGACCAGGGUCAAAUGGCUGCCAGUUUUUCCUCACGUGCGCGCCGUGUGAUUGGCUAGACGGCAAGCACGUGGUAUUUGGAAAGGUAUUGGACCCGGCUUCACUGUUAUUAUUGCGCAAGAUGGAGAGUGUACCUGUAGAACACAAUAGCAAACCAAAGCUAGCCAUUACUGUGACCGAAUGUGGAGAGCUCUAA